AUGGAAAACACAACUGUGCCAUCAGGUUUUAGCUUUACUGUAUUUAAAGAUCAAGGUCAACUGAAAUAUUUCUUCUUCAUACUGACAUUUACAGUUUACAUUUCCAUUAUAUUUUUUAAUGUUAACAUUUUAUGGGUAGUGUUUAAGGAGAGAUCACUUCAUGAACCAAUGUAUCUUUUCAUUGCCUGUCUAUCUGCAAAUGCUCUGAAUGGUACUGCAGGUUUCUUUCCAAGACUGUUAAUUGAUCUCCUCUCUGACACACACCUGAUUUCUCGUCCAGCGUGCUUCACACAAAUAUUUACAAUUUAUUCCUAUUCAGUAUCUGAGUACACAAUACUAUGUUUAAUUGCUUAUGACAGAUAUCUUGCCAUAUGUAAUCCACUACAAUAUCACAAUAUUAUGACUCCAAAGAUAGCUUCAUUGUCUGUCGGCAUUGUUGCAAUAUAUGGAACAAUAUUUGUGAGUGUUGUCAUGUCUUUACAAGUCAGACUUCAUUUUUGUGGCACUGAAAUAUCAAGACUGUACUGUUCCAGUUGGUCUGUGGUCAGGCUAGGUUGUGGGAUUUCCAUGAAAAAAGUAUAUACUUCAGGGAUAUUUAUUGCAACCACUACUGUUUUCCUGCCUUCAAUUUACAUUUUAUAUACCUACAUCAGAAUUUUUAUUGUUUGUCAAAAAGGCUCAGCAGAGUCUAGGAGCAAAGCAUUACAAACAUGUUUACCUCACAUUGUAUCCUUUAUAAACUACUCAGUGGCAAGUCUUAGUGAUAUUAUAUUGAAUCGUUACGAAACAGAGAAUCUUCAAGUUAUAGAGUUGUUUUUUUCAGUGGAAUUUCUUGUUACUCCAUCCAUUCUCAAUCCUCUUAUUUAUGGUCUUAAACUGCCAGAAAUGCGACGUAAAAUCCUUGGCUUGUAUAAGCUGCCUACAGUGAUUCCAAUUCUGUAA
Messenger RNA from Chanos chanos (milkfish), 942 nucleotides. Its product is annotated as olfactory receptor 52E8-like. Gene Ontology annotation, molecular function: odorant binding; G protein-coupled receptor activity; olfactory receptor activity. The transcript has a single exon. The coding region runs from base 1 to 942 and encodes 313 amino acids. NCBI's taxonomy places the organism in Eukaryota, Metazoa, Chordata, Actinopteri, Gonorynchiformes, Chanidae. Gene Ontology annotation, biological process: detection of chemical stimulus involved in sensory perception of smell; G protein-coupled receptor signaling pathway. Gene Ontology annotation, cellular component: membrane. The record is from RefSeq and is a predicted model, not a curated record.